AUGCAGCUCACCGCGGUCUUCACCUUCCUCCUUCUUGGAGCCGCCACCGCCAACCCCGUCCUCGAGACGCGCCAGAAGGACGGCGAGUGCACUGAGGCAUACAACUGCUGUUACUCCUCGAGGGAUGCCUGCAACAGGCAGCUCGGUGGCUGGGCCAACUUCUUGACUGCCCAGAUGUACUGCCCUGGACACAAGUACUGCAAGGACUUCGGCAUCACCCGUGCCCAAUGCAACGCCGACUGCUGCGACAUCAAGACCGGCUGGGGUCGUGGCUGCCCUGGCAAAUAA
Molecule: messenger RNA, 288 nt
Organism: Diplodia corticola
Lineage: Eukaryota; Fungi; Ascomycota; Dothideomycetes; Botryosphaeriales; Botryosphaeriaceae
Product: cytochrome p450
Exons: 3
Coding region: 1-288 (95 amino acids)
Source: RefSeq, a predicted model, not a curated record